Molecule: messenger RNA, 897 nt
Organism: Laccaria bicolor S238N-H82
Lineage: Eukaryota; Fungi; Basidiomycota; Agaricomycetes; Agaricales; Hydnangiaceae
Exons: 3
Coding region: 1-897 (298 amino acids)
Source: RefSeq, a predicted model, not a curated record
AUGACAGAUGUGCAGAGAACUAUUGAGCAGCUUGCAAGGGGGGGCGCGGAUGGGGAGGGAGGUUUCACAUUUGCAAGCUCACAUGGCGGGGACACGGAGACGGACGAGACGGACUUUGAGAUGAGCGAUACGGAACGUGCAAACGAUGUGAACGGCGCGCAGGAUUGGCAUAAAGGCGCGCGGACGAAACUGGCUGAGAAGGCAAGGAGGGCGGUGGAGGAGGCUGAAGCGAUCAUGACUGGCAUUAUUGGGUCGUCUAGCGGUACUGGAAGGAUGGUCAGUGCCCCUCCGAUUGAGGCUGAGUGGAGCGACGAGGGCGACGACGAAGGGGGCCCUUUCGAUCGGAUGGAUUUUACAUCCCGGUCAAGCAAGGUCCAGAGGGAAAAACCUUACAUCCUGGAAGAGGACGAGGAGGUCGAGAAUGGCGAGGCUAGCAAGGGUGGCCAUGCCCAGGAUUUGUCGAUGGACGCGGCUACGACGAUCACUCAUUUAUCCUCUGAUUCUGGGGACCAUCUGCAAGGGAAGGACGAGUUGGAGGCGCAAACCGCUACAACGACAUCAUUCCCCGUCUUCCAGUCGCCUCCUCCAUCGAAUUUGCCGCCUCUUUUGGACGAAAAGAUCCCCUCUCCUGCCAGGUUACCAUCGGCUGUGAGGGAACAGUUCGCUAUUACACCCAUCCCAUUCUCAGCGGACAAGCAGAAACCCAGUAGCAUUCCAACGGACCCAACUGCUGCCUCACUAUCAAAACACAACAGCGUUAUGUCCUCGUUCUCGAGCAAUGCACCGAGUGUUGCUCUUGCUCCUGCUUAUCAACCUGUAGUGGAGGAAAAGGAGUCGAAAGAUUCACAACGUGGAUUGUACCAUGUUUUCGAUAGCUUUGCACCGCGCAAAUGCUAG